Messenger RNA from Dictyostelium purpureum, 1458 nucleotides. RefSeq lists its product as uncharacterized. The coding region runs from base 1 to 1458 and encodes 485 amino acids. The record is from RefSeq and is a predicted model, not a curated record. The transcript has a single exon. NCBI's taxonomy places the organism in Eukaryota, Evosea, Eumycetozoa, Dictyosteliales, Dictyosteliaceae.
AUGAAUAAUAAUAAAAACAAUCCUAAUAACAUUGUUAGUAAUAUAAACAAUCAUAUUCAUAAUAACAAUAGAAACAACAGUAGUAACAAAUAUACUAAUGAAAGUUUAGAAAGUUAUUAUAAUGAAAUGGAAAUAAAUAGUAACAGUAAUGGAUUAAAUACAACAACAGCCACAAAGCCAAUUUCUCUUGCUUCAUCAUCCCCCACUUUGCCCGGCCAAAAAAAAAAUAACAGUUUUAAUAGCUUUAACAGUUCUAUUGGAAGAGGUAAUAAUUUUGAUAACAAUAGUAUUUAUAGAAACUAUCAUAAUCAUAAUAACUAUAAUAACUAUAAUAAAUACAGUUAUAAUAAUAAUGAUGAUGAUGAUGAAAAUAUACCAUCACAUAAUUUUGACAAUACUAGACAAUCAAAUGGUAAAAAUAACAUGAAUAAUGUCAACUCUGAUGCCAAUAUGAAUGAAAUGGAUGAUGGAAAUAUGCCUCAGACUAAAGAUCAAAUUUUAUUAAUUGCAGGAAAAAAACAAUUUAGAGCGAAUAAUAGAUGGAUUGAAACAUUUAGUCUAAAUGAAAUUAAAUCAGAACUAAUUAGAAGAUCUUUAAGGUCAAAAAUAGAAGCUGUGGUCCCACAAAUUCAAUACUUUAGAGAGAAUCAUUAUAAUUCAAAUGACUCGUACCACCAGUAUGAAAAAAAGAAACUCAUGAGGAUUUUAAAGAAUGAUAUCAAAGAAAAGCUAUACAGACAUGAAGUUGCUAUGCAAUGUUAUGAUUGCGACUUGUGUAGAGAAAUGUUAAAUCUAAAUGAAUAUCCAAGUCAAGGAGAUAAUUCAAGUGAUGCAUGGUUUAAAAGAGUUUUAUUAAUUUCAGAGUUUGCGUUCGACCAACAAAGGAGAUUUAUUGACAACUUAAUACAACAAUUCAUUCAUCACUAUCCAUCAUCAAAUUCAUUGUCCCAACAAAGAAACCAAUCGUUGAUGCAGGAGGAUAGAGCAAAGGAUUUCAUUAGCAAAGCAAAUGGAAUUAAAAAGUUUAUUCAAAUAUCAAGCUUUAUAAAAUUUAUAGAGAUUCACAAAAAUCAGUUAAAACUAUUUUUAAUUUUGAAAAAUGAUGACAACUAUACCUCAAAUCCGAAUCAUUGGAAGAAUGUUGUUUCAAAGAUCAUUUUGCGUACAACUAAAAUAUUUUUUGUUUUACCAAUCGGAAAAGAAUUUUAUUUUAGCUAUACAAAUGACUAUUUGUAUCAAAAGGAUUAUACCUACUCUAACAACAGUCUUUUUCAACAAAUUGAUUUUAACUAUAAAAAUAGAAAUAAUAAGGAGAACACAUAUUCUCAAGAUAAAAUACAAAAUUUUUCACCUGUAAAUAAUAUAAAUAAUAAUAGUAAUAAAAAUAAUCCAAAUAUGAAUAAUAGUAAUAAUAUUAAUAAUAAUAAUAAUAAUAAUAAUAAUAUAAUAAUAAUAUGA